Messenger RNA from Pocillopora verrucosa, 5641 nucleotides. RefSeq names its product msx2-interacting protein. NCBI's taxonomy places the organism in Eukaryota, Metazoa, Cnidaria, Anthozoa, Scleractinia, Pocilloporidae. Gene Ontology annotation, biological process: regulation of transcription by RNA polymerase II. Gene Ontology annotation, molecular function: mRNA binding. Gene Ontology annotation, cellular component: nucleus. The record is from RefSeq and is a predicted model, not a curated record.
AAUCUGUUUUACCUGAGGAUUCGAAAGUUUAACGAAAAUGUGUUUUUGUAUGACUGUUUUUUUGCGUAAUAAUGAUCGAAUAGCCUUUGCAAAGUAGUAGAAGAUAUUAUUCAACAGGAUGGUGCGUGAAACCCGCCAUUUGUGGGUCGGAAACCUUCCGGAAAACAUCAGAGAAGAAGAAAUAGUCAAGCACUUCACUCGAUAUGGCCGGGUAGAAAGCGUCAAAAUCUUGCCAAAACGUAGCGCAGAAGGAGGAAGAGCAGCUUUUGUAGAUUUCGUGGAUAUUCGAAGCGCUACCAAAGCGCACGAAUCUGUGAAUCGAAUCGGUGACCGCGAAAUGCGAACUGAUUACAACGAGCCGGGCAAUGCGGGUAAUAUCUCCCGGCUGCACGGGCAUACGGACCCUCCCUCGAGACCUACGGGUAACACAGCCCCGGGAUCGCCCGCACAAAGACGGCGAUUUGAGAGAAGACCGGAGGGUAGUGGACCUGAUGGACGUUACAAUGGUCGAUCGCAAGCUUUUUACCAAGAUGAUUACAGUGAAGAUGAAACUGGAUCCUCUAGGGUUUCCGCUAAAGGAGGAGGCACUGCAAGCCGAUCAAGACCUCGUAGUAGUGGAGAUCAUCGGCGUCAACCCUAUAGUCAUGAACCUCGCCGAAAUACUCACAAGUUACCUGAAGCAUAUCGUGAUCAGGAGCCCAGUCCAGAUCGCACCAGUGGCAGUGAGAGUGGAAGUGAGAGCAGCCACAGUGGGAGUCAGUCUGCCAGUUCAAGUGGCAGUAGCAGCAGCGAGGAAGAUAGCAGGGCUGGAAGUGCACAUGGGAAUGCAGCACCACCGGCAGAAGUACCUCAGAGUACAAACAGAACAUCAGCUCUUUGUUUGAGGAAUAUUUCAUUGAGAUCUGGAGAUAGUGGUGUCCGUGAUGGUCUUUACCACGAGUUUAAAAAGCAUGGGGAUGUGACACGUAUUUCUGUAAAUGGGCAAGGAACCAGCAGAUAUGCUAUUGUACAAUUUAGAAGACCUGAAGAUGCUGAAAGAAGUCUUGAAGCUUGCCGUGGCAAGCUGUUCCUUGGUUCUGAGAUGGAUCUUCAGUAUUGGCAAACUGAGCGCUAUGAUAGCAGUGAACACUCUCGUCAUCGCGCACAUGCUAGUUCCUUGAUGGACGAAGAGUUUGAUGCUGGUUGUACUCGCACUCUGUUUGUUGGGAACAUUGAAAAGUCAACAACAUACUCUGAUCUUAAGGAAGCAUUUGAGAGAUAUGGUGAAAUUGUGGAUGUUGAUAUCAAGAAACAGACUGGAAACAAUCCUUAUGCCUUUAUUCAAUUUGUUGAGCUCAGCAGUGCCAUACAGGCACGUAGACGAAUGGACAGAGAAUUUGUCGGCAGGAAUAGAGUCAAGGUUGGUUUUGGUAAGGUGUCCCCCAUUAACACCAUCUGGGUGGGGAUGAUUGGGGAUCUAAGUGAGCAGCAGAUCGAGAGACACUUCAGUCGAUAUGGGCGUGUCACCAAGGUGGUAGUGAAUUAUCAUCGAGAGCAGGCCCUGGUGAGUUUUGACAGCGUGGAGUCUGCCAGCAUUGCUCAAGGAGAGAUGAAGGGUAGAUCUAUGUUUGGAAGGCGUGUGAAGGUUGAAUUUGUUAGUCGCGAUAGCCGACAACUUUUUAACGACGCCUUGCAGCGUUCGGCCCCGUCUGACAGCAGCAGCAGUAGCCGGAGAUAUGAACCAUCAUCCCCCAGAACACGAGGCAGAGGCAUCGGCCCUGGGUAUUAUGAUAAUCGGUGGGAUAGAGGUCGAGGAGGACGUGGGAUGAUGAGGCGCGAGAUGUCCAAUCACCGACCUUGGCAUAGAAGCGGCGGCAACUAUGACUAUCCUGAGGGCAGCGGUUACCACCAGAAAGGCCAUGCUCGUUACCGCUCGUCGUAUGAGAUGGGUGGAGACGAGUCAGAUGACUAUGAUCAGGAACUGCGGGAUUAUAACUUCAGUCGACAGAGAGAGAGAGAAAAAGAACAGGGCCGGCAGAGACAUGAGAGAGGCACACGAGACAGGGACAGGGAAGAUGGCACCUACAGUGCAAAUGAACGCUUUUAUCAAGACAAUCAAGAACGCUGGCCGGAGAACAGAAGUAGCUCGGGCUCCUACGAAGAACCACGAGAUCGUAAAGACACACGUUCGCGGGAAUUCCCGGUCGAACCUGACCGAGAAAGAGCUGGGUAUAGUGAAGAUGAUGAGCGGGCCGCCGUGCACAGUAAGCCGUCAAGUCGUGACAUUGAGCAGGAAGAAAAGCGACCGAAAAGGAAGGAUAAAAAGAGAAGGAAACCUCGCUCGCCUACUCCUGAAACGGUGGAUGGAGAGAAAGAAACUGUAAGUGGAGGUGAGGGGUCUGCGGAGAAGCGAGGUCUCGAGGAGAAGGAGCCGAGGAAAGGAAGUAGGGACGGUGAUACCGCGACUGCUGUACAAAAGGGUAAAGAGGGGACGCGGGACGAUGUCUGGGACGAGCGACGGGUGGACGGUAAUGGUACCAGGGCUUUAGAAACACUUGUUAAAGACGGCGAGAGGGAACUUGCUCCAGCAUCUCCUCCGCCUGAAAAGGGCGUCAGAAAAAAGGAGAAAAGGGAUGUAAAGAAAAGAAGGAAACACAGGCGUUUUCGAGCUUCGCUGGGCGAAGAAGAGGAAGAGCGAGAGCUGCAGGAAGAAACUGCGCUCACCGAGGAUGCAGCUGGUAAGGAGGCCUCUGAUGUGGCGGUGUCUGUCAAUAAACCAAGAGACAGUGUUGCUGCUGACUUGCACACACCUGAAAUCAGGGAUGGCCAUGUUCCUGAAAGUAAGAGGUUUGGUCAACCCGAAUUUGAAAGUAAGAAACCUGUUCGAAGGCAUUCUGCGGAGGACAGGCCGUCUAGGGAAGAAAGGGAAUUUCCACGCGAAUCUGGGAGCCGCUCACCUCGGAAGUCGCACAGAGACGAGCGAAGGCGUGACUGGGAGAAGACGGAUGGUGUGAGACAAAAACGACGACGGAUGUCGGACGGUGAAUCGCCACCACCUCCCCCUCCACCCCCACCUCCGCCCCGAGAGGUUUCAGAAGGCUACCCACCCACCGAAAUGUUAACAAGAGUAGGCCCAUCUCCAGACGGGCUUCCCGCACAGGUGUCAUCAUAUGACAUAGCUACAGCACCGCCAGUACAUUAUGAUGGAACUCGGUCGGUGCCCUUGGGAUCUUCCCCUGCUACUCUUAGUCCCAUUCCCCCUCCUGGUAUACCGCUGAACCCAGCGGUCGCGGCCCCAGCGAACGUUUCCACACCUCCAUUAACAGUGCACUCUCCCGGGUUACCUAUUGGGGUACCUGUGGCACCAGAUUUGGGAUCUCCCCAAGGGCUACCCCCUCCUCCCCCACCACACUCUGACUACAAUCUUUCGUCAGCUGUCCCACAGCCGUCGAACACGGACACGUUGUUAGACCUAUUGCGGCGGUAUCCAGUCGUCUGGCAGGGGCUACUGGCUCUGAAAAACGACUCUGCAGCCGUGCAAAUGCAUUAUCUGGCCGGUAACGGUCGCUUGGCGGAGGUAUCCUUACCACAGGCACCUACCAAUGGGGUAGGAGGUGUCCCUCCUCCAAUUCGAAUCGCUCAGCGUAUGAAGUUGGAACCGUCACAGUUGGAAGGUGUCAUAAGGAGGAUGCAGUCGGACAAAGAUCACUGUCUUCUGUUGGCGCUGCCUUGUGGCCGAGAUCCUUUGGAUGUCCACGCCCAAACACGCGCGCUGAAGAGUGGUUUUAUCAACUAUUUGCAACAAAAACAAGCGGCAGGGAUCAUAAAUGUAGCACGACCAGGCAGCUCUCAGCCUAGCUAUGUUCUUCACAUUUUCCCGCCGUGCGAUUUCGCCCAGGAGCACUUGGCUCGAGUUUCUCCAGACCUCUUGGACAGCGCUGCCGACAGUGGGCACUUAAUGGUUGUGGUAGCCUCUGUAUAGAAAUAAUGGAUGACAUUUGAGCGAGAUAGCUCGUUGAACUGGAAUAUACCCCCUCUACUGUGUGGAAGAGAACUGCCACUGGGAAAAACAUAACAUUCGGGGCUCUGAUGUGAUUGGAUCCCUAAAACUACGGCAACCUCGCUACUUCUUACUACCGAGUAGAUGGGUAUUUCUGGAACCGUAAAGGAGUUAUUGACCGAAGAGACAUGGUAUCUCUGGUCUGAUUGGCCAGAGCAAAGACUCUGAAGUUACAAACAGCGCUGUGCGUUCAGUAGAAGAAACAUUGACGUUUCUGUCAUAUCUGAGACUCCUCAGGUUGACGCCCCGUAAAAGAGGCGGGAAAUUUUGCAGUCCAAUCUUUCAUCCGAUCACAUAAUUGUUUCCAAUUAGAGGAAAAAGUUAAUGCAACUGUCACAAUUGUAGUGAAAUUUAGAGUAUUAGUAUUUUCUUAGUCUUGUAAAUUUGCCUUAAGUAGGUUUUUUUAAUUUAUAUAAAUAGCUUUUUGUGAUACGAGUGCCGUAGCAAAUGUAUCCUGGAGUAAAUUCGUUUUUCAAGACAGGAUUCAACAAGGUUUAAGCAGGUGUUUCCACAACGUUGUCAAUAAGCGGUUGCCGGUGGUGUGAUAAUCGGCUGUGCCUGUCGAAGAGGGUGUAAGGCAAAACCUUGUCAUGACAGCCUUCCCGCUGGUGAAAUAGGCGGCAACAGGGGGUCUUAUGGUCAGCGGCAGACCGCCGGUAACCGGCUGUCAUUGAAACCCCCUAGCGACGGUGUCUUCCUUGAAGAGUGUAAUUGUUUAUAAAAGUAUACCUUGCGAGAGUUAGGUGGAAGUUAUAGCGAUAUGUUUCUUGUAGACGUUAAAAUAAUAGCUAGAUUCCUGUUUGUGUUAGAUUUCUGUCCUCCCAUACUUGACUGGAGAGUAGAAUAGUAUUGCAGCAUGAAUAACAAUGUGUCCUCUUUUGUUUUCCUCUGUGUUUUAUAUGUAUAUUUGUCUUUAUGGAUGUUUAUCUCAGUGUGUGGUGUUUUUUUGUCGUUGUUCUUUGAUUGUUUUUGUUCGUUUUUUUGUUUUUUUACAUUUUUUAAUUUUUCUCUUAGGAGUUUUGUCUUAUGAAUCGGUUAUUUAUAAAGUGUUCAGUGGUUAACCUUUUACACCCUAAGAUCAGUAUGCGUAUUCUCCAUACUGCUCUCUAUACAUUUCUUUAGAAGUUGAAAAGGAGAAUUUGGUUGAAAAUCAAAAGCUUCUUUCGUUUCUGAUCAUUUCCUUAAUUCUUGUAGCCUUAAUGUUUGAUUCAGAGGUGAUAAUAUAAGAAGAACUAAAUGCUGGUUACUCUAUGGGGUUAAAGGGUUGACUACCAUACAUUACUAACACAACCCUUCAGAAAAAGAUUGAAUCCUGCACAGCAGCCUUCCCCCCAAAAAAUAUUAUUUUGAAGUACACAAAUCGAGAACUCGUGAAACCGGAUUGGCAAGCUUUAAAAAUUUUAAUGUUGCCACAAAGGAUUAUUUUCUCUGUAUAUGAGCAAGUGCAAAGCUUGUUCAAAUUUUUCUGGAUUGAUGAGUGGCAAUUUUAAAUGAACUAAUUUUAAGUGUAGAUGUGUAAAGCAGGGCUCAGUUCCUAGUAACUAUGUCGUUUUAAAUAGAACUGAGCUAGUCGAUCUUGAAGGUAUAUUUUAAAUUAUUGAA